Molecule: messenger RNA, 904 nt
Organism: Bactrocera oleae (olive fruit fly)
Lineage: Eukaryota; Metazoa; Arthropoda; Insecta; Diptera; Tephritidae
Product: larval cuticle protein 65Ag1
Cellular component (GO): chitin-based extracellular matrix
Molecular function (GO): structural constituent of chitin-based larval cuticle
Source: RefSeq, a predicted model, not a curated record
CGUAUCGAGUUGCCAUCCAUUACGAAUGGGAGUACUUACAGUUAUGAGUAUUUCAUCGGGCUUUAAAACGUGCACAUGCGACGAGUAUAAAAUGUCUGUAAUAAAAGGCUGUAGCAAGCAUUGAUUAUUCAGUACUUCGACGAGUCGCAACUUACCGAGCGGUCAGUCCCACCAGCAACCAACCAUCCAUCCAGCAUCCCAACUAUACAAAAAAUCAUUGGCUUAACCGCUACGCCGCCAACUAAAAAAACCCUUAUUCAGCCAAUAAUUUACACGUGUGUUUGUGUGUGAAGCAAGAAGCAGCAGCCGAAACCGUGUCCCAUUUACACCAAGAAGAUUGCGUAAUACCUCAUUAAAGAUGAAGUUUGUUAUUGUAUUUGUUGCUGUUUGCAUUGUCUCCGCCAUUGCUGCGCCAGCGCCACAGCAAGAAGUACAGGUUUUACGUUACGAUUCCGAUGUGGAGCCCGAGGGAUAUAAAUUUCUUGUUGAGACCAGCGAUGGUAAAUUACACGAGGAGGAGGGCAAGCUGAAGGAUGUCGGCACUGAUCAUGAGGCGAUCGUUGUACGUGGUUCCUUCUCUUAUGUCGGCGAUGAUGGUCAAACCUACACCGUUACCUACAUAGCCGAUGAAAAUGGCUUCCAGCCGGAGGGCGCUCAUAUACCACGUGUCUAAGACGAGUGAAAUUGUUCGUCAGCUUUCCUUUUCUAUCACAAAACCAAUCUGAUCUGUACGAGUACUGAGUUUCAAACGAGCGGGCAUAUCCAGCGAUUUUACAUUCAUUGUGUUAACUAGGUUUAAGCUACAUACACACACAUACUAUUUACAUAAGUGAACAAGAAGAACACAAAACAUUGAAGUGCGAGCAUGAGCAAAUAAAUACAUUAUGUUAAUGACUUCAAAUAA